Molecule: messenger RNA, 992 nt
Organism: Octopus sinensis (East Asian common octopus)
Lineage: Eukaryota; Metazoa; Mollusca; Cephalopoda; Octopoda; Octopodidae
Product: glutamine synthetase-like
Exons: 1
Coding region: 1-945 (314 amino acids)
Cellular component (GO): cytoplasm
Molecular function (GO): glutamine synthetase activity
Source: RefSeq, a predicted model, not a curated record
AUGGGUCGAGCACUGAGCAGUCGACGGCAGAGAAUUCCGACAUAUAUAUACUUCCCGUUCGACUAUACAAGGACCCCUUCCUCCCUCCAAACAACAUUCUCGUAUUGUGCGACACUUACAAGCCCGAUUGGAGUCCCACUGGUCUGCUGUAUAUUUAACAGCCCAGACUGCAACCUUCGCUUUAAAUGCAAGGAAUCGGUCAGACAGGCGGACAAGUACGAACCCCUGUUUGGGAUAGAACAGGAAUACACUCUGUUCGACCUCGACGGCCGUCCCCUCCAGUGGCCACAAAACGGCUUUCCUGCCCCUCAGGGUCCAUACUACUGUGGAGUGGGGGCAGAUCGUGCAUUCGGGCGAGACAUAGUGGAGGCACACUACAGGGCCUGUCUAUAUGCAGGAGUAGAAAUCUGCGGAACCAACGCCGAAGUGAUGCCUUCCCAGUGGGAGUUCCAAAUCGGGGUCUGCAAGGGUCUCAAACUGGGCGAUGACUUGUGGAUGGCUCGCUAUAUUCUCAACCGUAUCUGCGAGGACUUUGGCGUGGUCGCCAGUUUUGACCCAAAGCCGCUGUCUGGGCCGUGGAAUGGAGCUGGGGCACAUAUUAACUUCAGUACCAAUCAGAUGAGAAACAAGAACGGGAUUGAGCACAUCUACAAGGCCGUCGACAAAUUGGCACAAACCCACCUCGCCCACAUGAAGGUGUAUGACGGAAAUGGAGGACUCGACAACUAUCGACGACUCGUUGGGGUCUGCGAGACUUGUGUCUAUGAUAAAUUCUCAUUCGGGGUCGCCAAUAGGAAGGCCUCCGUCAGAAUCCCCAUCAGUUCGGCGGAGAAUGGAUGUGGAUAUUUCGAGGACCGACGGCCGGCAGCCAACUGUGACCCCUACGCAGUCGUGGACGCACUACUCCACUCAAUAAUUCUGGAUUCUGCUGUGAAUAGUUCUUAAUGUGUCCUAAUUGUCUUUUCCUACUAAUAUAACCAAGUGUUAUUAAA